AAUAAUUGCGAGGAAAAUGCCCGCGUUUCUGGUGUAAUGGCCGGACAGUUCCCCUGGUCGCAGGUUUACGCGUAUUCAUUCCGUAGUUCUCAAAUUCCAGUCCUUUGAUUCAAUGGAGGGCAACAAAAACGGAGCUAUUCACUUGAAGGUUUCAGCCUGCAGGACAUGUUCAAAACGUUGAAAGCAACAUAAAAAUAUGAGUGCGAGAUAUAAUAUUGGUGUUUGUUCUUUACAUUUACUACUCUUCACUGCUUUCACUAGUGUUCUUUUACAGGCUGUUGAAACGAAUGCAAUUGCAGUGCCAAGUUCCAGUUGCUAUGUUUUUGACAAUUCUAGUCACGUCAUUGACUUUAGUAGCUGGGUUGGACAACCAUUUGAAUAUGAUGGGAAGGAUUCUGACUUGGUGGUUCGGUUUUGCAAAGAUGUGGAAAGUAGAUCACAACAGACGGGAUAUGUGGAUUUUGGUCGAUUUGACAAAUUCAAUUAUUUUGUCUCUGGUUCAGGACAUGCCAACUUUGUUCAAGGUUAUUACUACGGUGACCUGACUUCUUGUGAGCAGAGUUAUGACAAAUUGGGGAGGACUGCACAGGUAAAUGUUAUAUGUGGAGGUUGUUUAAAUGGACGAUGUAAAGGUGGUCUCGGAUGCAUCUGCAAUAUCACUUAUGAGUCCAGUUGCAGAGUUAUUGUCGACUUAGCCAUCCCUUGUGUGAUACAAGGCCCACGUGUUUUCAAAGGAUUUACUGUUGGCUUUCACCCUAGAUCCUGGGAAAUUGUUUACAAUGGUUUAACUCAGUUAGGCUUUGAGAAGCCACACCGUGCAUUCAGCUUCAGCACAGAGCAGACUGGUGUGGUUCUUCAUAUGACUGCCAUUGCAUCACUUUCCUCUUUGGUACAGAAACCAAUCAUUCAGGUUUUUCCAGAAAAUGGACUUGAGGUGAAAGUGUCAGGUUCAGGGGCAACUGGGAGCUACCCUACAACUCUGUCACCCUCAAUGUUGAUGAUUAACUGGAGAUGUGUUAUUGCCAGAGAUGUUCCAUAUGAAGUCAAUGUCACGAUCCCUGUGGCUGAUUAUGAACCUAUUAUUUUUUUUCUUACCAAGACGUGUGAAAAAAGGCAGGACGUACAAGGAGAUUCUAUGAAAGGAUGGGCCACAUUUGGAAUACUCUCUUGCAUAUUCAUAGUCGUAGCAUCACUAUUUUGCUGUGGAGGAUUUGUUUAUAAGGCACGAAUGCAAGGCCAGCGUGGAAUUGAUGCAUUGCCGGGCAUGGCACUACUAUCCGCCUGCUUGGAAACUGCGAGUGGUGCAGGACAAAGCUACCCGAGAGCUGAAGGCAUCAACAGUGGGUUCGUCAGUGAAGCCUCCUGGGAUCGUCCACCAUCCUCUUCCUCUUCUCGACGGACAUGGACACCGACUGAGAAAAAUUAUGGUUCAAUAUGAAUGUCUCUCCAUUUCAGAUUUUAGCUCUUGGACAGUUCAUGAGAGAAAUUUAGCUGCAUGCCAAUGUAGCAAGGACGAUGGGCAAAAGGGAUCUAGGUAAAGCUUAGUUUUUGAAGCUAUUAGCGUGUCAGACAUUUCUAUCCAUAUCAUAGGGCGGGCGUAAUAUGUGUUCUUAGAAACGUUACUUCAUACCCAUCUGGCUUGGAGCUUUAAGGUUUAGAGCAUUCAUUUUACCAUAUAGAUUGCAAGAAGUUGUCUAUAUCACUUUCUUUAAAAUUUAUAAUAAACUAUGUCUGAACAGAACUUUUAAUCCGA
This is a messenger RNA of Cucurbita pepo subsp. pepo (vegetable marrow), 1753 nucleotides long. RefSeq lists its product as uncharacterized. NCBI's taxonomy places the organism in Eukaryota, Viridiplantae, Streptophyta, Magnoliopsida, Cucurbitales, Cucurbitaceae. The record is from RefSeq and is a predicted model, not a curated record.